UCGGCUCGGCGGCCGGCGAGGUCGAUGCCCUUGAGCGCGGCUGCGCGCAGCCCGGCUGUGCGGCCCCGCGGCGCGCGCUGAGUUUCUCGGCGGCCCCGGCCGCUCUCAGCUCGGGCGCUCGAUGUGUAGCCACAUAGUUAUCCGUCCACUCCGUCGCCGGGGCUUUAAUGAGGACCUGAGUCGCGAGCGCGUGUGAAUCACCGCCUGGGCCGGGGAAAGAGGACGGCGCAUUUAACCCCCUCCCACCCCGCUCCAUGUCCGUGUGUCACUCGGCUCUGUCCACCUGGCGCGGCGGGUCCUGGAGCUGCUCCUGCUGCUGCUGACGAUCGGCUCCCCUCGCGCCUCUCGCCCCUGAAGCUCUUGUGCUCCCACGUAACUUCUACUUUUUUUUUUUUAAUUUUUUUCCCAUUUCUUGGAAAAAACUCAGCACGAACUGAUCAGAAUUGUGAAGGUUUUUUUUUUUUUUCUUUUUCGAUUUUUUUUUUUCCCCGUAGCUCCAGCACUUCUGCUCUUGCUUUUUGUUUUGUUUUCGGCGUAAACCUCUGGCCCACUCUCAAAAGGCAAGAUGUCCAGUCAUGUCCCGGCGGAUAUGAUUAAUUUGCGCCUCAUCUUGGUGAGUGGGAAGACGAAAGAGUUCCUCUUCUCCCCAAAUGACUCUGCCUCUGACAUCGCAAAGCACGUGUAUGACAACUGGCCCAUGGACUGGGAAGAAGAGCAGGUCAGCAGCCCAAACAUUCUGCGACUCAUUUAUCAGGGCAGAUUUCUACAUGGAAACGUCACCCUAGGAGCAUUAAAACUUCCUUUUGGCAAAACAACAGUGAUGCAUUUGGUGGCCAGAGAGACCCUGCCAGAGCCCAACUCACAAGGUCAGAGAAAUCGGGAGAAAACUGGUGAGAGCAACUGCUGUGUGAUCCUGUAGCGUCGCCAGCACAGGUGUGGCACUGCUGGGACAGAGGAGACUCAGCAGCUUCCAACACCUGUCGGAUAGUCGCCAGCACAUCCGUGGGACUGAAUCACUCAUGAACUCUGUCAUCUCCUCUCACAAAGUAAAAAGAACCAAGAACACUUUCAGUGUGGUCCUUUAUUCCUUGUGUCUGUGUGUGUUGAGCAGUCUGAAGUGCACAGUGGUCCCCGGGACGCGGUAAGUCUCUCUGCAGACUCCGGCGGCCCUGCUGCUGCAGAGACUCCUCCCUCCGCAGGAGGCUGAAAUCCAGUGCUGCAAGUACAGUUUGCACUAAAAAUAAUUAUUAUUUUCCUCAUCACAUAAUCUGCACGUGUCUGUGGCUCCCAGUUCUCCUGUGUGCAUUCCACCCUGGAGGACACCCAUCAUCGGUGGAGUUAUUACCAGGCCGGUUGGCCAGGGGGAACGGGAAGGAAUCUAACAUGCUGGGUGACUUCUACCAAAGUCGGCCACGGUGGCUGUCCUCGCAGGAUAUCAAACUGGACAUGACUGUUGUCACUGCAGCAAGUGAGAGCCAUGCCUGCUGCUCCCAGCGCUCUGUAGAGGGUGCCCCUGCUGCCUGCCCACACCGAGGGGUGGCAGGAUGACCCAAGCCUUAACGUGGAGGGGCCGUCACUGUGCAGAGCUGGUGGGAAGCCUGAGCAGCAGGUACCAGAAGACGGAAGCCUGCGCCUCCGUCACUCAUUGAACCGUGCCGGGUCGCACUCACUCCCUAGAGCAGGGGAGCCUUUUAAAGUCUCCAGAUGCUAAUUUUGUUACUUUCCGUAGUUUGCAUUCGGAAUCAGUGCUUGCAAUUGUAUUAAAAUCACAAGCUGAGUUUUAAGGCAUACAUGAUCAAUAGCACCACUCUUAUUUUUACCAAUAAUUUAAAGAUUGAUAUGCUAUAAAUAAACAAUUUGCACAGCACUAAAGCAUGAGCUAAUUUCAUCUAAACCUGUAAAAAAAAAGAUUUUAUAUUUUUUUUUCACUGGGAAGAAAUCUUCCUGGAUGAAAUUACAAAUAUGUGUAGAUUAUAUUUAAUAAAAAAGACAUAAUAAAAUAUCUAACUGUAGAACGCAAAUAUAGAUUGGCGUGUAGCAUUAUAGACCAGUAUUCCAUAUCAAUAACUUUAUCCAGCCUUUUGAAAGAUGAAGUUGCAGACUCCGUUGUGUUCUGUAUUUAAGGAGGGCUCUUGGCCCUCUGCAGCAUCAAAUGUAAAUGGUCUCUAAGGUCAUCUUUGUUUAAAUGCAAUCAGGUUACUUUAUUCAUUGUUAAUGCUUUGAUGAAGAGGCUUUAUAUGCAGUAGAUCUACGAAAAUAUUGUUCAUACUGAUCAGAAUUAAAUUUGUAUAGAGCAGAGUUUUAAAAUGAAUGUAAAUAGCACUAAACCUUUUCUUUCUGCAGCCUGUCCUUAAUAGAUUUCUUCUGUAAACUAAAUAAAAAAAAAAA
Messenger RNA from Mus pahari (shrew mouse), 2388 nucleotides. It is a transcript of the gene Ubl3, whose product is annotated as ubiquitin like 3. Lineage: Eukaryota; Metazoa; Chordata; Mammalia; Rodentia; Muridae. The transcript is spliced from 5 exons. The record is from RefSeq and is a predicted model, not a curated record. Gene Ontology annotation, molecular function: protein binding. Bases 566 to 919 code for a protein of 117 amino acids.